GUUAUUACAAAGCUGUCGCCACACUGCAAGCUCUUGUCCAGUCACUCCAGUGCCUCCACUGUACCUCAUUAUUGGAAGGGGGGCUUCUCUUUUUACUUUCAUCUUGAUUGAUUGGCCUUUGUAGUUUUUUAACAUUUGCCACCUCUUCGUAGUGGUUGUGGUGUUUAUUAGUAUCUCACCCGCCCUUCUCGCUAUUUGACUGCUGUCAUCGCUGCUGUGUCCUACCUCACGCUCUUGUGCACUCGAUCUCGAAAAACGGCUUAUUUUUAUUUAUCUGAGAACUGGAGCCAAAGUCUUGUGCCGCCAUCUCCUUUCGUCAUGAAGGUCUUUUCUUCAUCAUGCACCUUCGAUUACUCGUGGGAAGAGGUAUCGACCGCAAAUUGGCGCAAGUACUGCCCUUGGAAUGACAAGUCCACACAUGUCGUGGCAGUAGACACUCUUUCUCGAAGCGUGGAUGUGCAAACCGGUAUACUGCGCACCGAACGUUUGAUCACAUGUAAUCAGUCCGUCCCACAAUGGGUACUCUCACUCUUUGGGGGCAGCGCUACGUCUCAUGUGUACGAAAUAUCAUACGUUGAUCCGAUGUCCAAAAUAGUCACGAUGAGCUCGACAAAUCUCACGUGGUCAAAUGUCCUCAGUGUCAGGGAAACCGUUGUCUACCAACCAUCACUGCUGGAUUCAUCUUCAAGUACACAGUUCAGCCAAGAAGCGAAGAUCACCGCUCUAUGUGGGGGAUGGCAGAAAAUCAAGAACAAAGUUGAGGAGGCUAGUGUUGAACGCUUCAGUCAGAACGCCAAGCGAGGUCGAGAAGGAUUUGAAGCUGUUUUGGAAAUGAGUCGGCAAGUUUUCAGUGAACAACGCGAGCACGACAAGAGUCAACUCUGAUCCUGAAGUUCUUCUGGCUUGACGCACAGUUUAUGGACACAGCCAACCACUAUCUCUUUUAAGCGUUGCAUAUACAUGGCGUCCCUUUGAGUUCUUCGCAGCGUCUCGAUUUUAGGGAAUAUUUCAGCUCCAUUCUUGCGAUUUCACUUACCAGCCCUGCAUCCUCAGACCGGUGUCCCAGCAGUGUUAGUGCUUGGACUCAAAUGGCCCAUGCUUCUGCAAAGUGGGCAGCAUAUAUGGCUUGAUGAUGCAUGACCUCUUCCCCCCACAACAAAAGCAAUAGAUCACUCCAGCUCUACAUUUUUCUGUCCUUUUACAAUUACUUGUCCGUCAGCAAGCGCAUACCUAUGUAUCAUGUCAUUUACUUGUUGUCUUCAAUGUAGGUUCAUCAUAGAUUUAUCAAAGCCCGGUGCGUGAUAUGACAGCACUAUAAUAUGAAGCAAGC
Messenger RNA from Aspergillus japonicus CBS 114.51, 1330 nucleotides. Its product is annotated as putative mitochondrial protein sorting (Msf1). Gene Ontology annotation, cellular component: mitochondrial intermembrane space. Gene Ontology annotation, biological process: phospholipid transport. The transcript has 2 exons. Bases 319 to 885 code for a protein of 188 amino acids. NCBI's taxonomy places the organism in Eukaryota, Fungi, Ascomycota, Eurotiomycetes, Eurotiales, Aspergillaceae. Gene Ontology annotation, molecular function: phosphatidic acid transfer activity. The record is from RefSeq and is a predicted model, not a curated record.